AUGGCCAACACACAACCUCAGCAGGAACAGUUCAUCUUGAUUAUUGCGGCACUUGUGUUGCCUCCUUUGGCAAUAUUUCUUGCCAAAAAAUACAGUAUCUGGAACAAGGAAUUUUUGGUUAGUGUUUUAUUAACCAUGUUUGGACAUAUUCCAGGAGCAAUAUUUACCCUUUACUAUUUGUGGUACAUUGAAUUUCCUCAAUCUCGACAAGGCGGUUAUAAUAGACUUCCAGAUGAUGAUGAAUCAAGACUUGGACAACAACAAGAAGGUUUCUACGAAGAUCAUGAUCAUCAUCAAGAAAGUAGAGUUGGUGCUCAGGAAGAAGGUUUCUAUGAACCAGAACAACUUAAACAACCACAACCACAACAGCAAGGAAAUGCAGGAAGCUCAUCAUCAAGACCACAGAAUGAUGCAUUAGCUGGUGACCUUCCUGCAUAUGAAGAUAUUGUUCAACCAUUACAAGCCCCUGCCGUUGACGUCAAGGGUUCAUCCGAUAAUAAGAUACAACGUUAG
This is a messenger RNA of Spathaspora passalidarum NRRL Y-27907, 513 nucleotides long. RefSeq lists its product as uncharacterized. Gene Ontology annotation, cellular component: membrane. The transcript has a single exon. Lineage: Eukaryota; Fungi; Ascomycota; Pichiomycetes; Serinales; Debaryomycetaceae. The coding region runs from base 1 to 513 and encodes 170 amino acids. The record is from RefSeq and is a predicted model, not a curated record.